AUGUCGUACACAUACAGAGAGCGGGACCGCGAAUGGGACGACUAUUCGCGUCCCUCCGAACCCCGUUCUUACACCGUUAGACGCUACAUCAUCCCUCCAGAGGACGACCGCGAUCGCGAGCGCGAAGUCAUCUACCGCCGUGACGACUCCUCGAUCGGUGACCGUGAACUGGUCAUUAGGCGCAAGGUUGAGCGUGACGACGGAGACUACGACUACCGGCGCGACCAUCGCUCCGAAAGAGAUUACGAAUGUGAGCACUGUCAGAUCACUUGCCAAGGGCAGUCACUAAUCAGUCGAACAGCGCGAGGUCCCAUCUACGAGCCUGAGUAUCAAGUUGUCCACCGUUCCGAGGUCAUCGACCGUGACCCCCGCGACGUUGAAUACUACUAUCAGAGACGCGUUCGCGAGUACGACGACGACCGGCCUCUUUCCCGUCGAGAGAUCAGUCCUCACGACUCUGUUUCGCAGGUGAACCGCAGCCGCAGCCACCGGGAUCGCGAGCGCGAUCGUGACUACAGCAGCGACGAGAGCAUGGUCUAUGUGCGCAAAGAAACCCGCGAGUACGACGAAGAUCCGAAUCACCGCCGCCACCUUGCCGAAGGCGCCGGUGCCUUGAUCGGCGUUGCAAGAGUCGCCGUCGUUCCGAGUCGGUGGAUGAUGGUCGAAGUUCUCACCACCAUCACCACCACCGCCAUCACCAUCAUCGCCGUCAUCGUUCCAGACACCGCAGCCGCAGUCGUUCGUCCUCCCUCUCGCGGGCCACGACUCUGGCGGGCAUUGGCCUUGGUGCCGCUGCCUUGGCUGGUGCUGUUGCACUGGCGCGCAAGAAGUCUGAAGACAACCGGGAGCGAAGGAGCCGCUCGCGGCAUCGCCGGGGGGUCAGUCUCCAGCGGGGAUGAUGCUCGCAGUUCGUCUCAUCGCAACAAGCGCAUGGCCGAAGCCGGCCUGGCGGGUGCUGCGGUGGCAGGCUUGAUCGAGAAGGCCCGCAGUCGCUCGCGCUCGCGUAAAGGGGAGCGAUCUCGAUCCCGCAGUCGAAUCCGAAAGAGUCUUCCGAUCGUGGCGGCCGGGCUGGGAAGUGCAGCCAUUGCCGGCCUGUAUGAGAAGCACAAGGAAAAGAAGGAGGAAGAAGCAGCAGCUGAACGGCAACGGCGACAGUCACGAUCUAGAAGCCGGGCUAGAUCUGCCAUCCAUCCGGACCCGACGCGGGAAUCGCCCGGCCUGAUCGAGUAUGGCAACGACCCGGUAUACGGGAGCAUUCCUACGACCGACUACUAUGGUCGACCGGCCACUCCGCAGGGCUAUUAUUCCGACGCAGUCGUUCCGGCUGAUGCAGGAGACGCAGCGUAUGGAGCGGCACGACAUGGUCGCCGUCACCGUCACCGUCACCGUAGCCACAGCCGUGGGUACAGCAGCGACUCCAGCUCGGAAUCGGACCGGGAGAGCCGUCGAAGCCACCGCCGCCAGCAGAAGAAGGAACGAAGUAGCAGUCGGAUUCGAGAUCUGGCCGAGGCUGGCCUGGCGGCCGCUGGGGUUGGGUACGCCGCAUCCAAGUACGCAGAGCGCAAAGAGAAGAAGAAGAAGGCGGACAAGGAACGGCACAGCAGGGAGAGAGAGCGGCGGAGAAAUGAAAGCGACCGGGAGCAUGACUCGUAUGAGGAGCAGUACGACCAUGCUCCCUACGCGCCGUCUCCGCCAGUCGGGAUUGCAGGGGAGCCAGCGGAGAAUUACUAUCCGUAUACCAACCGGUUCCCGCCACCCCCUGGAGCGCACAACUUGGGCGAGUAUCGUCCUCCACCAAGU
Messenger RNA from Rasamsonia emersonii CBS 393.64, 1800 nucleotides. RefSeq lists its product as uncharacterized. The annotation marks the transcript as partial. The record is from RefSeq and is a predicted model, not a curated record. The transcript is spliced from 3 exons. Lineage: Eukaryota; Fungi; Ascomycota; Eurotiomycetes; Eurotiales; Trichocomaceae.